GGGAGGGCCGGGUGGCGGUUCGCGCCGCGGCCCUUUCUCCCGAGCGCGGAAACUCGGGGCUGAGAACUUCUCCCCGCCCGCGCCCCGCGCGCUCGGCGACCCCCGGCUCCCGCACCUGGUCCCCGGCCCGCCCCGCCCCCGGCCGCGCUCCUCUCGGUUACAAAGGAGGGAAAAUGAGCAGGGCGGCGGCGGCGCGGCGCGGGGCCCCCACAGCGGCGGCGGUCGCGGCCGCCCCCGGCACCACGUAGAGAAGCCCGUCCGCCCGCCCAGCCGAGGCCCAGGCCCGAGCCGAGCCGAGCCUGCCGCUCGCCGCUCGCCUCCCGAGCCCUGCGCGUCGCCUCCCGGCCGGAGGAGGAGGAGGUGGAGGAGGAGGAGGAGGCGCCGCCUUCCCUGCGCCGCGCGCCCUCGCCGUUGUCUGCUCUCCGCUCUGGACCAGUUUGGGGAAGUUGCCGGGGCCCGGUGUCGCCCAGAUGUGCGACCUCAUUGAGCCCCAGCCGGCCGAGAAGAUCGGCAAGAUGAAGAAGUUGCGGAGAACUUUGUCGGAGAGUUUCAGCCGCAUCGCUUUGAAGAAAGAUGACACCACCUUUGAUGAGAUAUGUGUCACAAAGAUGUCUACACGGAACUGCCAGGGAAUGGACUCAGUGAUCAAACCCCUGGACACAAUUCCUGAGGAUAAAAAAGUCAGGGUUCAGAGGACACAGAGCACUUUUGACCCAUUUGAGAAACCAGCUAAUCAAGUGAAGAGGGUGCAUUCUGAGAACAAUGCUUGCAUUAACUUUAAGACCUCCUCCACCGGCAAAGAGUCACCAAAAGUCAGGCGGCACUCUAGCCCCAGCUCGCCGACAAGUCCCAAAUUUGGAAAAGCUGACUCAUAUGAAAAACUGGAAAAACUGGGGGAAGGAUCUUAUGCUACAGUAUACAAAGGGAAAAGCAAGGUUGGUGGGUUGUUCAUGGCUGAGCACCCACGAAUGCCUGGCUGUGACAGCUGUGACCGCCAGCCACCUCAACUUCCAAACUUGAGACGUGCUGGGACUCCUGUGCUCCUCUGUGCCCUGGGAUCUGCUGGUGGGGCGUGCUCAAGUCCCUCCCUGACGCCCAAGUUCCCCCAGAUUUCUGCACCAAAGUGGGUAAAUGGGAAGUUGGUAGCCCUGAAGGUGAUCAGGCUGCAAGAAGAAGAAGGUACACCGUUUACAGCUAUAAGGGAAGCUUCUCUGUUAAAAGGACUAAAACAUGCUAACAUAGUGCUGCUUCAUGACAUCAUCCACACCAAGGAGACACUGACACUUGUCUUUGAAUAUGUGACCUCCCAAAUAUCCCUCCCUGCUCUAAACACAACACAGAAAAUCAUCAUCAUCAUCAUCAUCAUCAUCAUCAUCAUCAUCAUCUAUAACAUCUACCAUGUGCUGGGCAAUAUUCUGCAACUAUUAUGGAAUGGAAACUCAUUAAUGCAAACGUUAAUUUUCACAAUAUCUGAUGAGCACACUGAUUUAUGUCAGUACAUGGACAAGCACCCUGGGGGACUGCAUCCAGAUAACGUGAAGUUGUUUUUAUUUCAGUUGCUGCGAGGGCUGUCUUACAUCCACCAGCGUUACAUUUUGCACAGAGACCUGAAACCACAGAACCUUCUGAUCAGUGACACGGGGGAGUUAAAGCUGGCAGAUUUCGGUCUUGCAAGAGCAAAAUCCGUCCCUAGCCACACGUACUCCAAUGAAGUGGUUACCUUGUGGUAUAGACCUCCAGAUGUCCUCCUGGGCUCGACAGAAUAUUCCACCUGCCUUGACAUGUGGGGAGUUGGCUGCAUCUUUGUUGAAAUGAUCCAAGGAGUUGCUGCUUUUCCAGGAAUGAAAGACAUUCAGGAUCAACUUGAACGAAUAUUUCUGGUUCUGGGAACACCAAAUGAGGACACGUGGCCUGGAGUUCAUUCUUUACCACAUUUUAAGCCAGAACGCUUUACCCUGUACAGCUCUAAAAACCUUAGACAAGCAUGGAAUAAGCUCAGCUACGUGAAUCAUGCAGAGGAUCUGGCCUCCAAGCUCCUACAAUGUUCCCCAAAGAACAGACUAUCGGCACAGGCCGCCUUGAGCCACGAGUAUUUUAGUGACCUGCCCCCACGGCUAUGGGAACUGACUGAUAUGUCUUCUAUUUUUACUGUCCCAAAUGUAAGAUUGCAACCAGAAGCUGGAGAAAGCAUGCGGGCCUUUGGGAAAAACAAUACUUAUGGCAAAAGUCUAUCAAAUAGCAAACACUGAUGAGCACAGCAUUCUCAAGAGAGCACAGCACUAUCACGUUUCAAGUGCUCCAUAGCGACACAUGACUCAUGGCCACCGUAUUGGACAGGACUGAUACAGAACAUUUCCAGUAUCACAGAACAUUCUACGGGACAGCCCUGGUGAAGAGCAUUUCCCCUACCUGCCUUUUAAAAGAGCAAUGAGGAAAAUUAAACUGAAUUCAACCGGUAAAAAUAUGUUUCAGUUCUAAAUUAUCGUCACUUAAGAGAAGCUCAAAAUGUGUGAGGAAAAGAAAUGCUCAGGUAAGGAAGGAGGCAUGUUGCAAAGUGAGAGGGACGGAGACAGAUCACUGAGAAUGAAAGAAGGAGCUGUGCCCACAGGAACAGGAGAGACCAGGAGAAAGCGGGUAUUCAGACCUUUCAGGGAUGACACAGGUUUCUUCAGUUAACAGUGGUAUUUGUUGAGAUCGCUCCUCAGGGAAGUAAGGAAGACCAGGUUGACUGUCUAAUUAGCUGCAUGGGCAGGCCUCACAAAGACUGAGCAUCCUUCAGAAUCCAGCAAGAGCUUUAGUUUGUCUGCCAUCUCAACUGCCACUUCAACUCUGGUAACUACUCCUGGAGAAACAGCCACCUCUUGCUCUCCUCCAUGCUGUGACAUUAUGGCAGCUCACUUUUUCUGUCUCCACAUCGACUAACAUUGCUUUCAUCUUCUCUUCAUCUCGUAACUUUUGCUGACUUGUUUCUGCUUAUUCAUGAAUACUGCUUAGUGUCAUAUCUCUUUGUCCCUGUUUCUGAGGCAGUCUAUUGCUGUGCUCUUUUUCUCAGAUUCAAAACCUCCUUGAGAGCAGCUCUGAUUGGUGUAGCCAUCACCAUGAAGUAGAGAGCAAGGCUUUGAGGAGGGCUGUUGAGUCAGUCACCCCCGUAGAAGCUGUUGGCUGACUGUAGGCUGUUCUAGCUCAGGUGCUGAGCCCCGAUCCAGUCAGCUGAGCUGUGAACUUAGUGGUCAACCAUUUCUUAAGGAACUCCUGCAUAGAUGGCUCUAGGCUUACCAGUCUCUGAAGAAGCUUCUAUGAAGCCAGUAGUGUAGAUGGAAGGCACUUUGCCUGGCCCGUACACUGCCAAGGAAAAAAAUUAGACAAGUACAGAGGGAAACUCCAGUUUUAAUGGAGUGGCAACAUCCUCAUUGUGUGGUAUUUUUGGCUAUUGACUAAAGGUCUUUUUAAGACACGUUGCAUUUUCUCAACUACAGACACAAAAGGAGAUAAUACCUGUUAGUACUUAUCACUAUGUAAGAAAUUCAAGUGCUGGGUCCUUCUUUCAGUAGCAAGAAGGUUUCUGAUUUUUUCUACAAAAACUAUUUUCUGCAUGAUACUGCAAAUUUGUUUCCUAUCAAACAACUGCAAUUUUAUUAUCUCUGUUGUCUCAUGUAGUUGAUGACAAUAGUUGUGGAAAUAAGAGGUAGAGGGGGAAAGAAAGCCUAGUGUUCCUUGCAGGUUUUUAUCUGAAAGAACCCCUGGUUUUUGUCAUUACGCCUACAUUGCUGCAGAUUUACAAGUACAUCUUAUUCGGGAAAUUGACAGUGCUUCGAACCACACAUGCAUAAUGCAUAUUAUGAAUAGCCGAUUGAGAAGGGGCUGGAAUGUUGUUUCAUUUCCCCACCCCACCUCCACCCGCUUUUCCUUUGCUUUCUCUCUACCCUGGAAAGUUUAUUUUCUCCUCUAAACUCUGAUGCAAAAGAGUAGGCUAGGGAAGUUUGUCUCUCCUCUUGUCACUCUCCCUUCUCUGCUUCUCCAGCCCUCCCUUUCUGUGGGUCACUUCUGAUCUGUACCACGCACCACCACCGCCAACCCUGUGAAAGGGUUAGCAAGGACUCCGAGGCCUUUACUCUCUAGUCUGCCGAUUAUGUAGUAGGACUGUCACAAAGCAGCAUGAAAGUAAAGUUAAAUAUAUCAUGUUUCAUCCAGAGUGCAUUUUUUAAGUGUUUAAUUUUUAUAUUGACAUAACUUGAGAUUUACAGAAAAGUUGCAAGAACAGUACAAAGAAUUCCUGAUGCCCUUCAUGAACCACUUUCCCCAAAUGUUAGCAUUUUACUGCAUUUGCUUUAUCAUAUUCAUUGUCUCCCUCUCUUCCUCUCUCUCUCUCUGUCCCACAUAAAUGUAUGCACAUACACAUUGUUUUUACUCACAUGAUGCUCCCUUACUUUUAACUAUUUCAGUGUGUUUGUCUGGUAAACAAAAAAUUCAGAGUAAUUUUUUUUAAUUAAAAACAAUAUGUUUUGCCCUUGCUUUUCCUUUUCCCUUCUCUGACUGAGAGUUUUUAAAAGCAAAAUGCCUAAAAGAGAAUAAACUGGUUUGAUGCUCCACAAAUUGGUUCAUCAGCCCAAGGAUGCUGGAAAAUUGGCUAUAUUUUUGUGAUUCAGUGUUUUCAGGUCAGAUGAGCUUUCAAAUUAGGGGUGGUGGGGAUAGCACUGCAACUUGCAUCUUCUGUCUUUUUAAAACCUAAAUUAAUUUCUUAGGGACUAUUUAGCCAGCAGCAUAAUAUGAGUGAAGCUUUCUUAUAAAUAGUGGGCACAAGAUGUGAUGUGGCUCGUAAUCAAGAUAUCUAUUAGAAUGCUUGGCCAAACUAUUACGAAGUUAGCAGUCACAAAGAACAAGUAGUUAUAAUCAGGUCAGGUGCUCUAUUUUUCCCUUUCGUUUAAUGUUGAUUCUUAUGAAUUUGGGAUACAGAGGGAAUCGUCUAUGCCCUAAGUUCACUGUAUUGUAUUAUUAAUACCAGGAUAGCAGCUGAGUCCCACUAGACGGUCUUUGUGGUCUGCGGAUACUCUAAGAAGUGUCUGAGCAUAAAAGGAGGCUGUUUGAGUUGAAGUGGGCUGAUGGUCUGGGAUGACAUUUGAAUGCAUGGAGGACAAUGUCUAAAUGACAGUAUCGAGAAGGGAAGGCAAAAAGAAGCUCAAAACUAUUCCCAUUGUCCCUUGGAUGCUCAUCACUCCUCUUGAGAUAUUCCUCACAUGGGAGCUUUGUCUAGCAACAGGGAGUAGGAUCAGGGCGGGAUAGACCCGGGGUCCCGGGACAAAAGCCAGGGAUUCAGGUCCUCAGACACAUUAAAAUUCUAGACAGAUAGCAAACAUAAUGAAAACCACAACCCAAAUGUAUUUUAAGUCUAACAAAGUUCAACAUUUUAGCUAAAUUAUUACAAGUAUAUUUAACAAAAUGUUUGCAAUACUCUGAGAUGCUUCUAUGAAUAAAGCUUUUAAGAACAUCAAAUUGGUUGUGCAAAUGAAUAAUUUACCAAGUCUCUAUUGGAAUUUAGGAUAGCUGCUUCCUCUACCAAUCUGUACACACACACACACACAUACACACACACACUCUGUACAUCACACAACCAAAUAGAAUAAUUUUUCAACAGUCCUAGAACUGUGAGGAUAACAUCAUAGAGCAGUCAAAGGAUUACUUUUCCACCAAGGAAAUAAUGCACAAGGCCAAUAACAAAAACACUACAAAAGUUAGAGAAACUGAUGGAAAUUUAUCUCAUAGUAAGUACUACCAUGUAUGCCAAGCAUGGAAUCAAAUGCUAUAUUGUUAACUUCCAUACUUGGGUGAAUUUUUUCCUGUUAAAUUAUCACUAUUCUUUUAAUGUAGCUUGCAUUAUGUAUAGUGCCCUUGGAUUUUUAAUUGCUCUGGAUUAUCAUUUUCAAUGCAAUUAGUAAAAUGCCCUCAAUUACAUGUAAUAAUUACUGUAAAUGGGGCUAUUGGCCUAAUUACUAUAAAUGGGGAAAGAUGUGUGAUUAUCAUGUGCAGUUAAAUCAUGUACAGUAUUUAUUUUACAUUAUUACAUACAAUAGUGUAAUGAUAACACGUAAUUAUAUUGUAUCAAUCCUUGGUCAACAAAUCUACGUCACAUUAAGAUAUUUAGAGUUGUGAUCCAUUGCCAAAGAUCCAUGUACUGGAUCUUCCUUUCUAAAGUAAAGUAAAGUAAAAUAAUUCUAAAGUAAUGAGGGCUAGGAAUCCACUAAAUAAAUUGUGCACAGGCAAGAAAAAUCUGAAAGGAAAAAAAUUAUUUUACCUCCAUUAAUUAAGAAUGCCCAGAUUACCCUUUGUUGUCAGUGUUAAAUCCUCCCUGAGCCCAAUGCCAGCCUCCACCUGCCUGUUUUUAUGUAAAUGUGUAAAAAUCAACACCCUUAAAUGGUGGCAACAUUUAAAAUAUGCCUGGGAAAAAAAAAAAAAAGAAGUCCUUUCUUCACUGUGGCAAACGUGAUAAUCAUCCCUAGUUUACAGAUGCACACUUAACAAGCUUAUAGCACAUAAUUAAUUCUGCAAAGGAUGCUGUUUGACAGAGUGGGAUUAUGAGAAUUGCAUAUUGAUAGUGGCAAGAGGAAUAAAUCUAUUUUCUCCACCUAAGGUAGGGUGUUCUUGUGCUCUUUAGAAACUGGCGCAUCUCAGAGGUGUUGCUCUCAAAAUGAUCUCAGGAUGGAAAGAAAUCAGUAAUUACAGAGCCAGGCAUUCAGUUGUGUCCUAAUUUUCCCACCAGUUUUUCAGUGUUUCAGCUGCCUCCGAGACUUAAAGUAUUCUCAUUAGGUAGCUGCAGAGGCAGCCGCUUGCCUACUCCCUCAUUCUCUCACUGCAUUUCCUUUUUUUCCCCUCCAUUCCUGCCUUGGGAGUGACUGUGAAGAUCAUUUUCUGGAAUGAUUGGCAGGUUAGAGGAUUCGAUCAGAUGAGUUCCUCUUAGUGCAGGUCAAAAAGGCUAGUUAGCAGGAGCUGUCGAAAAAUGCCAGCAGCAUUCGAAAUGGGAAAUGUCAUGACUUCGAGGCAGGGGGUGCCACCUGGAACAGAAAGCCCCCAGCUCAUUAGCAAGUUACAGGAUGCUGGCUUAACUGGAGGGAGCAGAGAAGGAAAGAUAAUACCCAAUAGAGAAAAUGAUUGUGAAGUGGAAUUGAUUUCAUGUAUAAUUUGUUUAUCACUAGAGGGGACAAAUGCUGUCCUUCUGACAUGAGCAGAGGAGUGUGGACUGUGAAUGAAGCAACUUAGCAUAAUCUCCAGGUCGAGCUUUGGAUUUAAAGAAUGCAAACUUCUUUAUGCUUAACUGUGGAAAUGAUCAGGUCAUGUUACAUUAAUUAAAGCUGACAUACUCUCAAAUGUUUUAUCUGGGCAAUUGUGGCAAUUCGACAGAAAUGGAUAGAGAUGGGCAACUUUAGAAAAUAGGAGGAAUUUUUUUCCUCUGCUGGUGUGGAAGACUAGCUCAGUUGCAUACUGAAUUAUAACAUGGCUGGUGUUUACCUUCAGUGGUUAGCUAGGCUGCACAAAUCAAACCGGGUUCCCGAUUCGCUUGCGAUCUUGUUUAGAGAGGAGAAUGUUUGCCCUUUAGGAGAUUUAGAUGUAUUCCGUGUUAAAACAUAGACGUGUAUUUUGGAAUAUGACUGUAUUGUAUUUUGAUAUAAUGUUAAAAUUUUAAUCUUUUUUUUAAAGGGGAAGCUCUCUAAUUUCAUUCCUGCCUAAUUAUAAGUUCCUGUAGAAUAUGAUACUUUACCAUAAAGUCCUCGACUUACAGCAGCCAUAUUUACCAAGCAAAUUAAACUCAAAAGGUGUCCUUAUAGGAAAAAAUUAAUCUGCAAUUUGUAAAAAGAGAAUGUAGUGGCAAAACAGAAAAUAAUAUUGCCUGGGAAGAACUCAUAUUAAACUCCAAAAUUAAAGCUUCCAGUAUUUUUACAAUGUAUUAAAUAGGCUAUAGUGUAAAGCCUUUUCCUACAUAAAUUCCAUCAGAAAAUGUAUUUUCUUUUGAUGAGAAACUUUCACGAUCUCAUUUAUCUCUGACAUGGAGAUCUUCGUCUUGUUAUUUUAAGUCACAAAUGCCACAGCUGCAAGUCUUUCUGGCUGAACACUGAAAGAUGUUUACUUAGCAUCUAGAUUUUCGUUAAAACAUAUAUUUUCAAAAUGUCUUUGCCUUAAGUUUCUCUUUUCUCUUAAAUAUUGAGACAUUUUAUGAGGCAGUUAUGAAAUAGCCAAUGCUUGUUUUAUCAAGCAGCCUCAGACUGCUGUCUUAAGUGAAUAGGAAUCUUAAAACCUCCUAGUCAAAACACUGGUGGAAAAUUCAUUCUGUUCUGUAUUCAGCAUAAAAAGCUUAGCAUUAAGCUACUGAAUAUAGCUGUCAAGAUAUACGGCGUUAGUUUUGUCAAAUCUGAAAAUUUAAACAUCUGUGGGAAUCCACCCAUCCCCUCACUUGAGAGUUUUAUUGUGUGGUCCAGAAGCUGACCUUUGAAAAGAAAAAUUAUAAAAUACUGUUUUAAAUGGUUCGUCUAAAGUUAAGAUUUUUUUAUUCUUCUGCAGUAACUUAAUUUGUUAACAACUGAUGGAUUUAUUAGAAAAAUGAAUGAAUCAAAUUUUUGAGAGAAAGCAUUUUAAAAAAGAAUUUUUUUAAAAUAAGAGAAUUGGGUCUCAUUGUGUACAAGUAGGUUUCUCACUCUUCAGACUAGCUUUAAGUAAGAUGCCCUUCUCUCUCAAAACAGGCAAGCCGAAGGUGCCUGACUACACAGAGCCAGAGGUGAAUGGUGGCAUUUGUGCACAUGUGGUCUCAUGACCCACCCUCUUCUCCAUCCCCUGCCCUCAGCUUGGCCUUCCAAAGUCAGCUCUGCAUUCACAGACUUCAUAGACUCUCCACUAUUUGGCAUUCUUCUCAAUUAAUCUCCUCUCCUUUAAAUAAAAUAAUCUCUGGUACAUAUUGACAUAUUGACAUUCUUUUUUUUUUUCCCCUGAGGAAGAUUAGC
Equus caballus (horse) is the source of this 8984-nucleotide messenger RNA. Lineage: Eukaryota; Metazoa; Chordata; Mammalia; Perissodactyla; Equidae. The record is from RefSeq and is a predicted model, not a curated record.